Cryptotermes secundus is the source of this 2476-nucleotide messenger RNA. Its product is annotated as zwei Ig domain protein zig-8. The transcript is spliced from 6 exons. The record is from RefSeq and is a predicted model, not a curated record. Bases 1 to 993 code for a protein of 330 amino acids. NCBI's taxonomy places the organism in Eukaryota, Metazoa, Arthropoda, Insecta, Blattodea, Kalotermitidae. Gene Ontology annotation, cellular component: neuron projection membrane. Gene Ontology annotation, biological process: synapse organization.
AUGUCGAGUUCUAUCUCCUGUCUAGGAUUAGGCAUUCUAGUUAUAUCUGUCUUGGAAUUAUUCUGUGACAAUGAAUCAUUCAGGGGCGAUGGAGGCAGAGAGGUAGAGGCAGGGGAUGCGCUGGAAUGGGGACAUCUGCAGGAAAGCAGGAAUCCAACAACUUCCAUCCGAGGAACAGGAAUUCUAUCCAGCCACAGAGAUAUGCUGAUAGGCGUUAUCGGCUCCCGGCGUUUCCGCACAGACUUCCUGCAGGAACUGCCCACUCCUGGAACGGGACCGCAUUUCGACACCUCCAUACCCAACAACCUCACCGGCCUGGUGGGCAAGACGGCCUACCUCAACUGUCGCGUGAAGAACCUGGGCAACAGAACGGUGUCCUGGGUUCGACACCGAGAUAUCCACUUGCUGACAGUUGGACGUUAUACAUAUACAAGCGAUCAGAGGUUCGAAGCCAUCCAUUCACCCCACACGGAAGACUGGACACUGAGAAUCAGAUAUCCACAGCGCAAAGAUUCGGGAAUCUACGAGUGUCAGAUCAGCACUACGCCGCCAAUUGGGCAUCCUGUAUAUCUCACCGUAGUAGAGCCCAUCACGGAGAUUCUAGGAGGCUCUGAUCUCUUCAUUAAUAGAGGCAGCACGAUAAACUUAACAUGUCUGGUGAAGUUCGCCCCCGAGCCUCCGCCAGUCAUGCUCUGGAGCCACAACAGAGAGGUGAUCAACUUCGACUCUCCGCGAGGUGGCAUCAGCCUCGUAACGGAAAAGGGCCCUGUCACUACAAGCCGCCUACUCAUCCAGAAGGCUAUACCUUCAGACACAGGACUGUACACAUGCGACCCUUCCAACGCCAAUCCUGCUAGCGUCCGGGUGCACAUACUCAAUGGGGAACACCCGGCCGCCAUGUACCACGGGCCAGCCGGCGCUCCAACCGCCCCAUCUCUCAGUGCCUUGGUAGCGCUGUUGCUCAUCACUGCCUCGUGGACGGCAACCAUGUAGCAUCUGCAAGUGUAACGAGUCAGUGUGUGAGAACGUGUGAGUGAAUUAAUCGUCACGUAACGUUUGUCCAUCACCCACAGAUUCCUCUACAUAUCAGUGCAUAAAGAAAACUAAUUGAUACCGAACCGUAAUUUCCCGUUGCAAGAAACAUUCCGAAUUUUUAAAUCUCUGCCUGUUAUAAAUUUAACUGUCGGAUGAGUACAGUAAGUUGUAAUUUAUGUCACGACUUUUAAUACGAUACAGAGAUAACUGCUAAGUUUGUUAAUAAUGCUUAUGAAGGAACUAUUAUUAUAAGAAGGAAUAUUAUUCGAAAAAAAUCUCAAAAUAUUAAUAAUAACUCAUAUAUGACAUGGUGCUUGAAAACGGUUUCUAUUUCAAUGAUGUUAUCGACUGAUUAUAUGAGAAAUCAAGCAGCCUAUAUUGCCCUCUGGCUGAUGCGAAUAUAGUGUUCCACUAGUACCUUAUAAAGAAAGAAAAGAAUGCAUUUGCUAUUGACGGCUAAGGUCAUAGUUUCAUUCGCACUAAUACCGUCAGAAAUAAUGAAAAAUUUAUUCCAUAUAUAUCGAGUUCCUUUUAAUAUGGAAUUAGUUAAAAGUAAUGGCUAUGUAUUACAGUCAUGACACCGACAGAGCACUGGGGUUAAUUUUUAAAUUUCAGAAGGCUUGAACCUAACAGGGGUUUCACUGGCCGUACCCUACAGACAUCUUCAUACUUAUGCCAUACUUAUCUCUUACAUUAGAGAUAAUAUUCUCGCAGGUAAAUGUGAAUACGUCAUAAAAUUUGCAUGAAGUGGAGUGAGGUUCCGAUUAAUAUUUUAUAAAAUAUGCGGAAAUUCUUAAAAAACUCUUCAGGUUACUCGUAUAACUGCUCCAAGAAGAGACCAAAAUAUUCGUGUAGGAAGAGUAGCCUGCUUUAAACAAUCACAUCUGACAUGACAACAACAUAUAUCGCCCGAUUGGAAAAAAAAAUAACAAUUCUCCAGCUGUGUUUUUCCCCGUUUCAACAGUUUUCUCUCUUCGUCUAUAUUUUACUUUGAAAACGAAAAAGUGAAUAUUCUUAACAUCAAACGCCUAAUAAAGUGAACUGUUUAAAAGAGUGAGUGAUUUUGAUAUUAUCAUUUAUUUCAAACGUGGGGAAAAUAGAAAAAAAAUGGUGUACUCUGAGAAAAAUGCAUUUUUCUACAAGCGUCACAACAAGUUUACUUGACUCAGAUGCAAUAUCCAGUCACUUCUUGAAUGAAGACUCCUAAUAAAUUCUGAAGUCGUCUUAUGCAAGGAAAUGGUUUCAUUCCUGAAAGCGUAUAAUCGUAUUGGUGAUAUGAAAGAUAUUAAAAUUGAUCAGCUUGGAAACAUGACGAUAACGACGAUCGGAGAAGUCUGCAAGGAAAUUACCUAUGUUUAUUAAGUCUCAGUUUCCUUGCAAAAUUGUAUUUUUAAGUCAAACCUCUGUUCCAUAUUUGUGAAUAAAGUAUAUUGCUACUGCA